Durio zibethinus is the source of this 1852-nucleotide messenger RNA. Lineage: Eukaryota; Viridiplantae; Streptophyta; Magnoliopsida; Malvales; Malvaceae. The record is from RefSeq and is a predicted model, not a curated record.
UCUCUCUCCGUACUUAAAGUCUUUCACCAAAUACACUUUCCCUAAAAAUUUUCUUGUGCUGUAUGAAAUGAAAAGUUCCUUUGUAUCAACAAAAUAUGAAGGUGUGGCUUCUGUUGGCCGUAUGGGCUUGUUGGAUAUUCAUGGUUGAACCACAGUGCUGCAUCGCUGCGACAGAAAAAGAAAACAAGCUCACGAUUUACACUGUGAGAUUCACCACUAAUGGUGCCACCAGAAACUCGUAUCUGAUGUUUAUGAAGGAUCUGUACAAUGCAUUGACAGACCGUGCAGAUAGAACCGGAGACAUACCAGUGUUGCCUCCCCGAUCUGCACAGCUUACUGAUCCCCAACAAUAUCUUUAUGUGGAACUCUCAAAUGGGUACCAAACCGUCACAUUAGCUUUGAAUGUCAGUGAUGCGUAAAUCUUGGGUUAUCAAGCAGGUGGAAGUGGAAGCUCCUACUUCUUUAGCGAUGUUCCCACUGAUGCACGUAAUGCUCUCUUUCCAAACACUCAGAGAGAGUCUCUUCCAUUUACUGGCAGAUGUGGGGCACUUGAAGGUGCUGCAGGAGUAGUGGUAGAUAGAGGGGAAAUCCCUCUCGGAAUUGACGAACUACGCCAACAUAUUGAUAACAUGAAUAAUCUCCAACCUAGUUCACAUAGAAGCUCCAUCGCUAGAGCUCUUAUAGUUUGUAUCCAGAUGGUUUCAGAAGCUGUGCGAUUGAGAAACAUCCAGCAAGAAAUACUUUCAGUUGCAGAGCCUCGUGCGGAUGGAACUUAUGGAGUGUUUUAUCCAGAUGGUUUAGUGAUGAGGUAUGAAAACAGCUGGAAAAAGAUCUCUUCUGCCAUCUAUUCUGCAACAGAUGGAAUCUUCAAUAAUGCAAUCCAUUUAGUAUAUCAUAGUCAAGAAUUGGCGGUUUUGAGCACCGUGAGACAAGUGCUUUUCAUUAUUGCAAUAAUGCCAUCAUCAGCAUGCAGAAACAUAAGAGCUAAUCCGCAGCUUUUGCGCAUGCCAGCAUCGAUAUCAUUAUAUGAGUUUUCUUCUUUGUUGCCUAUGGCUAUAAGAUCCAUUGGCCUGGUAAACAACGAUGACAAUUGUGAAAGAGCGUUAGCACCGACCUCGCAUAUUACUGGACAAAAUGGUCUGUGUGUUGAUGUAUACCAGGGAAGCUACCACAACGGAAACAAAAUAAUCUGAUGGGAAUGUGGGCAAAAUCAGGCCAAUCAAUUGUGGACGUUGAGAACAGAUGAUAACACAAUUCGAUCUGGCGGAAAAUGUUUAACCACUUAUGGAUACAGCUCCGUAAGCUAUGUAAUGAUCUUUUAUUGUAACUCGGCUGUCUCUGAUGCCACCAAAUGGGAAAUCUGGAGCGACGGAACCAUAAUAAAUCCUAGAUCUGGGCUAGUCUUGACGGGAAGUAAAGAUAGCUCAGGCAUGAUUAAUUUGAUUGUAGAUAGCAACUCUUAUGGUUCUAGACAAGCUUGGUAUGUCAGUAAUAAUACGAACCCAUCGGUGACCACCAUUGUUGGGUACAAUGGUGAGUGCUUGCUGGCAAGUGGAACUCUAGUGUGGCUGGAGAGGUGUUUGAGUAACGAUGCUGAACAACAGUGGGCAAUAUAUCUAGACGGGACCAUCAGGCCUCAGAAGAACCGACUCGGAUGUCUCAAGUAUACAGAUGAGAUCUUAGUCACCGUGGGAACGGCGAUGGACGGAAUGAGGAACGGUGGCGAUUUCAUAGCAAUGGCACCAUUUUCCAUGAGAUGACAAUGGAGGUUAUGGAUGUGCUUGAUUCUACAAACACCCCAGUUCAAGUUACGGUCGAUUCUUACAGCGAUCAACGACUUGGCCAAAUUAGG